AUGCAGCUGCUUUUUUUCCUAGAGCUACUGUUUAUUUGCUUCGCACAUGCUAGGCUAUCGCUAAACCAGUUGGAAGAACUCGAAAACUUCAGGAUUCCGGGCCCGUUAGGUAAAGUGCCCGAUUAUAUAAACCCAAACGGCCCGCUGAAUUUUCUGCAUGGAUACCUAUACAUCAAGAAUGGGCAUGUUCACAACAAGCGGUUUUUUUCCCCAGAAAUAGACACAUGCUACAGCCUGUCCGUCAACACAAGUAGUGAAAUAUACAAAAACGAGCAUAUAUACGAAAGAAGCCCACUCAAGGACAAGGCCUACAAGCCCAUAUCGGAACGCGUUAAAAACGAAGAACUCGACUCUAGAGAAUACCACAAACGGCUUAUCAAAAUGUUUCCGUCAAUAGAUGGGAUUGUAUCGAUAGAGUCUGGAAGCGUUGACUCGUUUGUCAGGUUUCUUCGGACGGACUCAGACCCCAAAAAGACGUGCUGCAUUCUUGCGUCGCUUCUGUUGCUUACUGAGGGCGUGCCUGUAGACAUUAGAAUUGAAAAAACUGCAAUUGUUUUGCACCGUGCAGAUGGCAGUUUCUGGCUGUGUGUAGACACAAAUGUGCCAGUUGUGUUGCGCAACAACAAAAUUCUAGUGAUAGACUCGCCCACCCAGUAUGUGGCCAGGGAAACCAUAAGAUUUUUCAAAAGAAGCGCCAAGGAACGGGCUCCCGUGGAGUCUUUGGACGAGUACAUGGAAGGAGAGUUUUUAAACACGCCGUGGUUUCUCAUACAGGCAUAUAUUUAUGAGUAUGCAGAAAGCAUGCAGUGUGCACAAGAUAUUAUUCUAAGCGCGCACGAAAUACUAGUCGACAUAAUCCGCGCAUUCCGCCAGGACGCACAUGUAUUGGAGAGGGCCCGGACUGCCUAUAAAGUGUUUGAAAAGCUGUUUGUUUCUGGCCUUAGAAGAGAAAAAACGAAUCAGAUGCAUCUAAUCAGAAAAAUCCGAAGCUGCAUGGAAAUCCACUGCCCUUUUCCGUUUUCCGAGUUCAACCAGCUACCUACAUAUACAAGAAUUCCCGAGUAUUUCCACAGCGCAUGCAAAUUUGCUAUUAGUUAUUCAAACACCUUUAGCAAUUGCACCGAAAACGCGCUGUACAUUCUUAUGUGCUGUCUUCUGUACAGCCCAAACACAGAAGAAUACACUCUAGAAGGGCUUCCAAAUCCAACCAAAAGUUUAAAGACGUUCUUUUCUCUGUGCAACCCCUGCCCAGUCGAGACGGUCAACAUCCAAAUUCAUCAGGCAUGGAAUAAAGUGGUUUCUGGCCUGGAAACCCCAGAACUACGGUAUGUUCGAGAAAACAAAAAUGAGCUUUGCUCUGGGAUUCUGAACGUGCUGCUGGUUAUUGCCGAAAUAACCGGAAAGCUGCCCUCGGAAAAAGACACCAUUCUUGGGUUUAUAAAGGAGAUCCACAAAGAAGAUAGCCCAAGUGAGGAAUUUUAUUUGUCUGUGAAGGAGUAUGUUGCGUCCUUUUUUAAGGCGCUUUUCUUCAACAAACAAAUAGAGGUGGAAUGCGUAAACUUUAGGAAAAGCAUCAAAUUGUGCGGUAUAACCGAUAUCCAUGGCGAAAUUCACCUAAAGUAUCAGCUAGACAGCAAACACGAGGUUCUUUCUGUGCGAAUUGGAAUGAAGCAUUCGGACAGCGUAUUUAUAACGAGAGACAUCGCGCUGACAAAGUACUCGGCAUACGGCAUCCGGCACAUAGCAAACAUGUUUAAAGAACAGGGCAACCUUUUGGGGUUUCUUUCCUGGCAGUAUGCCGACGGGAUUCUUGCCCGAAACAAAGUCGUCAGCCUAGAAGGCAAUAUACUAAAGGCAGUUGAAAAGGCAGCGCGCAACGCCACCCCCAAGGGCGUAAACAGCCUGCUUGUCUUAAAGAAAAUAGAAAGCCUGGACUACAAAUCCAUGCUUGUAAACUACUCUGCAUGCUUAGCCAUAGAGAGUCAGCACAAGCUGUCAUAUGCACAGCCCUUGGCGCGCUUUAUUUCAAACAUACUGGGAAGCGAGCAGCUUGAUACCUUACAAGUCCAAAAAAAGCUCUUUGCUAUUUUGCUGUACACAGACAGCUACUCAUUCGCACGCUCAAAGAUAUCAGUUCCUGCACCUGCUUACAGAUACAUUAUGCAGUGCCCAACAGAAUGCCUGGAUCUUCUUUCCUGCAUUCUAAAAACGCCGUGCCCACAUGUUCUUGUGUUGAUGCUAAAAAAGGCUAUAGAGGAAGAAGAAAGUGUUUUAGUCUUCAAGGUCAGUCCUAUACUCUACCUCUCUAAUAUGAAGAGUAUUUUCACAGCGCUGUUUAAUGACAACGCCGUGGCGCGUGAAAAUGUGCUUUCGAAUGUUCUAUUGGGCAAGAGCAAAGGCUGGGACGCGGUUAUCCCAUUGUUAAAUAUGGCCUGGUUUGCAUUUGCCUGCCAGUACAAAAAAGACAAUGCAGAACUCAUUGAGUGCAUAUACAAUUCUAUAACCCGAAUUCCGAAUAGCAUACCCUCAAACCUAAAGAGCCUAUAUAGCUUGCAAAGGACAAGUGUGCUAUCCUAUAUGCGCGAUCACCAAGCAGCGCUGAAGGCAAGCAAAAUGGAAAACCAAUUUAAUUUCUCUAGGCCUUCCGUCUUUUGGCUGGGAAGAAGCAAGCAUCGCAAGUUUGAUGAAAUUUACAGGUUUUUCAGAACUUGA
Messenger RNA from Nematocida major, 2712 nucleotides. RefSeq lists its product as uncharacterized. NCBI's taxonomy places the organism in Eukaryota, Fungi, Microsporidia. The record is from RefSeq and is a predicted model, not a curated record. The coding region runs from base 1 to 2712 and encodes 903 amino acids. The transcript has a single exon.